AUGAAUUAACUAUUUGAUACAGAAGAGUCCAUUAAUUCCGAUGAAGCUAUAAAAUCAAUAGAAUGUAAAAGUCUUACCCCCAAUUUUCAUCAUAAUCUUGAUGAUAAAGGUACUUCAGUUCAUAAAAGGAUGCAUGGAAUUCACACAAUGAUGUACAAAUUUAAAGAGCAGUUGCUUUUUAAAGAUGAAAUUUUCACUCAAUCAUCUCCUUUUAAAUCUACUAAUGUUAUUUCAAAUUAAAAGGGAUUAUAACAAAGUGAGAUUCCUAUUAAAACAGAAGAUUUCCUUAAAUAAGAUAAAGUACACUUGGCUGAUUCACGUAAAAGACACAAUACUAAAGAUUCAAUUGAAUAAUUUCAAUAAAAGUAAAUUCAAUAAAGCCACAGGAAAAGUCAACCACAUUUAUAAGCUAAUAUCAUAUCAAUCGUAUAAGCUCGUAAGUCAAAAAAAUAGAUUUAUGUUACAUAGAUUGUAAAUGAUCAUUGUGAAAUUACAAGUUUUCCAUUCCCUAAACCUUAAAAAUUUUCUAGGAUGAUUUAAAAUAAUGAUGGAUUACAAUCUCAAAGAGGUAGCUCUACAUCAACUCCUAGAGGUAUCCUUAAAUCUGGUUCUUUUGAAGUUUUAAGAAUAGGUAGUAGACCUAGCAUUCAAAGUCUUAAUAGUCCUAUGAUUAGAUCUAACAAUAAAAAAGUUUCCUUUGAAUUUACUAGUGAGUAACUACGUAAAAUGAAAAAUAACAGAGUUAAUUCAGAUCAUAAUAAAUAUCAAAGAUUGAAAACCAAAUUCAAAAAAUGA
This is a messenger RNA of Paramecium sonneborni, 795 nucleotides long. The record is from the annotation of a GenBank genome assembly. NCBI's taxonomy places the organism in Eukaryota, Ciliophora, Oligohymenophorea, Peniculida, Parameciidae.